CACAAGCGCUCCGCAUAAGUGCACGUGUUGAAUAGAACGCUUCUUGAUAUCGCGAUAAGUGCUGUGUUAAUAACGGAUUUUUUUCGUGUCGUGGACCGACGAGUUUCUUUAAAUUUUGAGAACCAGUAAUGUCCACUGAGUAACCGAAAUCAAGAUGGCGGCCGUAGGUGCAGUUCUCCUGGAAUCCAGGCCUUUUAGGCCCUUUAAGUCCUCUGAGGAGUACUUGUAUGCCAUGAAAGAGGACUUGGCUGAGUGGCUGACAGUCCUGUACCCUGAACUGAGGAUCAAUGCUGACAAUUUUCUCGAUAGAUUGGACACUGGCGUCGCUUUGUGCAGGCACGCGAACGCCGUCCGUGAAUCAGCGAAGCAGAUUUUGGAAUCCCUCAAAACUGAUACAGAAGAAGCCAUAACCCUAGCUAGAGCCCUUCGAGCCCGGCCACCAGUUAAUAUGCUCCCAGCCGCUAAAGCGGGAACCUUUUUUGCCCGAGACAAUCUGUCCAACUUUAUCGACUGGUGCAGAAAGGCACUAGGUAUCCUGGAAUGUCUCCUAUUUGAAACUGACGAUUUGUGCCUAAGGAAAAAUGAGAAACACGUGGUUCUUUGCCUCUUGGAGGUUGCUAGAAAAGGAGCUGUCCUCGGUAUGCCAGCACCCUUGCUGGUUCAAAUGGAGAAGCAGAUUGAAAGGGAGUUAGCUGGAGAAGAGUUAAGGCCAGAUGACUCGGCACUGGGACUGGUUCCGUCUGGGCCGCAACCGCAGUUGGUGACUAAUGACUUGAGAAGUCUAGAUGAGAGGGUCAGGGAUUUGGUAGAAAGGUGCUCCUGUCCCACACAGUUCCCAAUGGUGAGGGUUUCUGAGGGAAAAUACAGGAUUGGGGACACAAGGCUGCUAAUUUUUGUUCGGAUUUUACGUUCGCAUGUAAUGGUUCGAGUUGGUGGCGGCUGGGACACAUUGGCACACUACUUGGAUAAACACGAUCCAUGCCGUUGCAAGGCACAACACAGAACAUCACUCUCCGCUCGGCUUGCGAGACCUAAACAGGACCUCGCUGGCGCUACAGUUACCUAUGAAAGACCAGACUUUAAAACAUAUGAACCAGUUUCCAUGCCAUAUCAAUCCAAACUCUACAACGACGAGCCACGGAGCCUCCAGUAUCAAUCCAAUAACAAACUAGAUGCUCCGACCAGUCUACCAUACUUUGGAGAUAUAGACAGGGGUGCCAGCCCUAGCAGGAAGCAUUUGGCACCACGAACACACAGUCCUAGCAGAUGCUCUUCAUCUCCGGAUCGAAGGACCAAAAUUGUGCCGACCAAUCACCUGGUACCAACACCUUUGGGGGUACGAAAUAAGAGUCCAAGACCUGUUUCUCCCGCUCCAGCAGUUGAGAGUGCAUCCGAUAAUGGUUCAGAAGUGUCCGAUGAAGGGUACAGGAGUUUGGGAGUGGUGGCUGGUUCCACCCAGGGAUCGCCGUCUACGAAGACAACGAAUAGAUAUUCGCUUCACAGCCAGACAUCAAUGGAAGACGCUGAUUUUAGCGAGCGUCUCGACCACGACGACGGCUGUCAUGUCGAUAAGACUGAGCGUGUCGACGACUACGUGAGUCUGACCACUGGUCUCCGCAAGACUGAUUUCUCAGACACCUUCUACGGAGGCAGGAAGGCUAACUCAGAAGACAAGUCCAAUCGCGCGAGCCCCGAGUGCAUUGUUGUCCACGAAAAUAACGAUUCCCCGAGCAAAAGCCUUCGACCAACUAGAGAGUUAUCUGAAUCGCCAACGAAAACUAUUCGAAAUCGACAAGCCAGCAGAAUCCCUCACUCCCCCGUUAGAAACCGGACUCCUAGCAGAGGAAACACACCCAGCCCAAAACACACCCCUGUACAAUCGUCCCCAAAACUUACCCCCAAGCUACCACCUACAUCCAGAAACACGUGGGGUGGCAGGACAGCUCCGAACCAGGCUAAGACAAAAUCGCGACCCACUAUCGGUACUGACACAUUUGACAAUCCAAAUAAGUCUCCAAAAACUAAGCCAAAAGUCCAAAAUGAGGCUUUUAAACGGAAUUCCCCUUUAAGGGCGAGCAGCGCCACCUUACGGUCUCCACCUCAGAAACCGUUAAGCCCUCUGUUAGAGCAAAUACUCCGAUCAGCGGAGAGCGCAAAAGAUGAUGCGUCAGUUUUAGAAAAAAUGAAGGAAAUCAUUAGGACAUAUUCUAAGGGAGAAGAUUCUCUGUCUAGAACAAGUUCAAAAGACUCGGAUUAUGCGGAUUUUACGUCGGCCUGGGUGAUGUCUGAUGGGAAGCUGGAAAGAUCCACCAGCACCAGGCAGCUGGCUGCCCCCAGAAAGGACCGUGGUGCUUCCAGAAUUCCAGCGCCCGUAGCUAUUGGUUGUCGGCGGUCUACGUCGACCACACAGUUCCAGUGACCGAUUAAGACUGAAAUAAGUUUUAGUAAACAGUGAAAUUGCUUUUAUAGAGUUUAUUAUAAAGCCGGGUGACAAAAUGUUCACCUUAUAUUAAAAUAGAAACAAAACAAACAGAUAUGAAGAUAAAAGUUUCUUGUUGGUAAUCCCGGCUGUAUGUAGACGAUAUAUCACUACCAUAUCUAUAAAGAUAAGUAGUUUAUUCGAAUUUAAGUCUAACAAUGUACUAAUUAUUCAAUAAAGAAUAUUUGUACUAACAGUGACAGCUCACACGCACUUGUUUUGUGACAGUUGACAUUAGUGUCACGAGCAGAUACGUGUUUUUAAUUUUGACGCAAUGACAAAGAAAAUAUUAGAUGGUGCUAAUUUUAGCUUAUUAUAGUUACUUUAAUUUUUUACGAAUUAUUUAUAAUUAGUUUCUGACGUUGGUAUGUUUCAAUAUUUUAAUAUUAGAACAUACAAUGUUUUUCUAUAGUAUUAAUUAUAAGCAGUCCGGCUCAAUUAUAAUUCAAUUGGCUCAAAAACCUUUUGCAUUUAGAAAGUCAUUCCAAUAAUGCUGGGAAUUUGGCAAUUUACUUUUUCAGUAAUCUCAUUUAUUCCUGAAUAAGAUAGAGAGCUAAUGAUUUCGUGGAAAUAAUCAAAUUACCGAUUACCUAAAUCAAUGGCAACUAAUUAUUAUUGAUCAUUAAUUAGUUGUGAUAAUUGUAACAUACUUGUAAGUUUGUCUAAAUAAAUUUGGCAAUAACAAUAGCUUAGGACGUUAUCGUUUUAUGUCGUCAAAUUGGAAAUGAGAUAAGGUAAUAUAUUUUGUCAAAUUGACGACAAAAUUCGAAUGACGUAAGAAAAGGUCGAUUUCGUAGAAAAUAUAACUUUAAGAUAGAGAAAAUCUAUUCAAAUCGAUUUAAAAUUGUAGGACUGUUCAAUUUUGUAUGCACUUCUACGUCGUAAGGAUCUAAAAACACAAAAAAACACUUUCAUACCUCACUAGUAUACAAGGGCAAAUGUAGUAUUUUUUCACCAUGUGACCACAGCCGUCCAUUAUUUGUGGCGUAGUGUCGCUUCUUUCAUUUUAAUAGAAAAUUUAAUGUUUAAUUAAAUUAAUGUUUGAAGCGAUGAGCGUGUCGAACGUCGUUUUGGUAGAACGCGAAAACCUGGGUAGUCCUGCGCUUACUGUAGCUACUGGUUGACGAUUAUUUUGCGCCAUCUACCAAAAUUACGAAGUGAAAAAAAUGGCCUGCGUAUUAUUUUCAUUUGCUGUUAACCUAUGCUUCCAAAGCCCUGGAUACCAGAAGUUUUUAAUUGUUUUUUUUUUAACUAAUUAUCCCAAUACUGAAAUUAAGAGAUCUUAUUCUUGGCUAAUGUAUCCUGUUUAUAUACAGUUAUCAUUAAAUUAUAUGUUAUUAUAGUAUGUUAUGUGAAGACUUUUGUAAUCUGCAAAUUAUGAAGCUCUUGCUUAUUUAGGAAAAAGUUAUGUAUUUCUCACUAUUUAAUUCUAACUUAACUGUUAAAGUACAGAUAACACAAUAUGUGUGACUUCACACUUUCCAUUUCGGCAAAUAUUCUCACUGAGUGGAGUAAGUUUUCAUUUCUUUGACAUUCUUUUUAAUUCUAAUUAAUUUAUUAUAACAAAUCGUAAAAGAAUAUUUAUUAUUUAAUUGUGGUGUCUGUACUUAAACAUUAAAUUGAGUAAUAUUUAUUGAAAUAAAUAUUCUCAGUGUUCUAUGUUUUAGGUAUGUUAUAAAACAAUAAAAAAUAUUUAACAAAAACAAUUAAUUUAAGAUCUUGAUUUUAAUUUUUUUAUAUCAAUGUAGGUUUAUUAUUGUAUAGUUAAAUAUAAUUAUUGAAAUUAGUUUACAUUAAAAACUGAGAAUAAUUAUUUUUUUAAAUGUCUGUUUCUUACAUCUCUGUUUCAAUGUUAAAGUUUUUCACCCUUUUUUUAUAAAAAUAAACAUUAGUUUUUUUAUAUAAGGGGUUUUGAUACUGUGCUUGACGCAUAUAUUUUAUUUACCUAAACGUGUUAUUAACGUUGGAACAUAGAUGUCGCUGUGCUAGAGGCUAAGUUUUCGACUUAUGUUACCAGUAACUAUGCCAUAGAAAUUGUUGUAAUUCAUACAAUUAAAUAUUAAUGGAAAA
Messenger RNA from Pieris brassicae (large cabbage white), 4549 nucleotides. It is a transcript of the gene pigs, whose product is annotated as GAS2-like protein pickled eggs. Gene Ontology annotation, biological process: actin crosslink formation; regulation of microtubule polymerization or depolymerization; microtubule bundle formation. The transcript is spliced from 5 exons. Gene Ontology annotation, cellular component: microtubule plus-end; stress fiber; cytoplasm. Gene Ontology annotation, molecular function: actin filament binding; cytoskeletal adaptor activity; microtubule binding. Bases 155 to 2419 code for a protein of 754 amino acids. NCBI's taxonomy places the organism in Eukaryota, Metazoa, Arthropoda, Insecta, Lepidoptera, Pieridae. The record is from RefSeq and is a predicted model, not a curated record.